CACGCCGCGGCGGGGUGUGUGCGGCGCGCGGGCUGCCCGGAUGGCCGCGCUCGCCUUGCUGCUCCUCGCCCUCCUUCCCGCCGCGCCGCGGGGCCAGGAGCAGGAGCAGAGCACCGACUGGAGGGCCACUCUGAAGACCAUCCGGAACGGCGUGCACAAGAUCGACACGUACCUGAACGCCGCCCUGGACCUGCUGGGCGGCGAGGACGGGCUGUGCCAGUACCGCUGCCGCGACGGAUCUAAGCCUUCCCCACGCUAUGGCUUUAAGCCCUCCCCGCCCAAUGGAUGUGGCUCUCCGCUGUUUGGUGUUCAUCUCAACAUCGGCAUCCCCUCUCUGACCAAGUGCUGCAACCAGCACGACAGGUGCUACGAGACCUGCGGCCACAGCAAGAAUGACUGCGACGAGGAGUUCCAGGCCUGCCUCUCCAAGAUCUGCCGGGAUGUGCAGAAGACUCUGGGCUUGGCCCAGCACGUGCAGGCCUGUGAAACCACAGUGGAGCUCUUGUUCGACAGCGUGAUACAUUUGGGCUGUAAACCCUACCUGGACAGCCAGCGGGCCGCCUGUUGGUGCCGCUAUGAAGACAAGACUGACCUUUGAAGAAGCUGCUAUGGGCGGUGACCCCACAUGAGGACAGAAGACUGUAACUUUGAUCAAAGAGCAAGCAUCUCUACGACAUCCACGCUGCCUUAUACUCAUGAAAGGACUGUAUGUUGACUUUAAAACUUCAGAAUUUAAAAAAAUGUGGGGAGGUAUCUUCCUGGACCACUGCUGCCUCCGUUUGCCACGUUAUCCUGACCAAUCAUAGAAGGAGGCAUUUGUUCAGGGAAGAGGUUUUUUUUAAACUGAGUUUUUACAACUGUAUUUACAAAAAAAAAAAAGUGAGGUCAAAUCUAAAAUUCAUUAUAAGGUAUGCUCAGCAUUAUCUUACUUGGUAAUAUGGGGCAAUCUUCAUCUGAAGUACAUUUGUUUAUUUUUUUAAAAUGUAAACGUAUCUUUAUACCUGGAAAGAUCUAACUUGUAUCCACAUCUAUUCCAGUGAACACACGCUGCCUUUCUAUAGCUGCUGAACAUAUGAAUAAGUCCUGCUUUUCUGCUAAUGAUGGGACUCCUUACAGGGACAGCGUUUCAUGUUUCUUUUGUAAAACUGGAGCCAUCACCUGGUGACCUAUUAGGGCGCAAAACAAGGACAGCUAAGUGCCUUGUGGGAUGUGACAUGAGCAAAAUUCAGAAGCACAGCUGCUCAUGUUAUAUAAACCACUCAUAAGACAAAUGCCAUUACUUUUCUAUAACCUUUUACCUUAACUGGAGAGAAGAUGGACUUAGUGAGACAAUCAAAAGUUGAAAACACACACCACCACCACCACCACCACCACCACCACCACCACCACCACCACCACCUCCAGGCUGUUACAUUCUGGUGUUCCCUAUUAAGUGUUACUCAGGCUAGAUAAUGGGCUACUUUUUUUUUUUAAGCCUGUUAACUUUUUACCUUUUAAAGAGUCAUUCUUGCUAUAUUUUUUCAAGUCUUUAAAUAGGAGUCCAAAGGGAUGAAAAAGCUAGAACUUUAUUUUAAUAAAUGUGUGUUGUUGUUGUUUUUACAGCACUCACUGGCUUUAUACAAGGACUAACUCAGAGUGUGUUUGUAAAAUGCAUAGUUCACGGUCCUAGAUUAUAUACAGAAAUCAGUAGAAACUAUGGGCAUAUGCUCUUCUUACAAAAAGCCUUUUCUUGGAAAUAACUUGACAUUUACAGAAACAGUGCAAAAAUAAUUAGAUAAUUUCCUGUAUACAGUUUACCCCUGAUGUUUACAUUUUACAUAUGAGCAUGAAAGACUUGUCAAGAAAGUGACUUGGGAAUUGUAACUACCAUUAAAUUCUAAACUUGAUUUGGA
Erinaceus europaeus (western European hedgehog) is the source of this 1892-nucleotide messenger RNA. RefSeq names its product phospholipase A2 group XIIA (gene PLA2G12A). The transcript has 4 exons. Gene Ontology annotation, cellular component: extracellular region. The coding region runs from base 41 to 598 and encodes 185 amino acids. The record is from RefSeq and is a predicted model, not a curated record. Gene Ontology annotation, molecular function: calcium ion binding; A2-type glycerophospholipase activity. NCBI's taxonomy places the organism in Eukaryota, Metazoa, Chordata, Mammalia, Eulipotyphla, Erinaceidae. Gene Ontology annotation, biological process: arachidonate secretion; lipid catabolic process; phospholipid metabolic process.